Molecule: messenger RNA, 605 nt
Organism: Cuscuta campestris
Lineage: Eukaryota; Viridiplantae; Streptophyta; Magnoliopsida; Solanales; Convolvulaceae
Source: the annotation of a GenBank genome assembly
GCUCAGGGUUGCUGCAUGUCACUGGCUAGCCACCUCCCAUACCAACACAGUGACAAAAGCCAUGGGCAUGUUUUUGUACACGAUCAAAAACAAUGUUCCUGUCAACCUAGGAAAGCUGAUAGUUGCUCAAAUAGCUGAGUUUGGGAAACACAACUAUAAGCACAAUGAUAAUGGUCUGCCCUUUCCUGUGCUAAUCUUUCAGAUGCUUGUCUCACAGGGUUUUAACAAGAAGGAUGGUGAACAAGAGGAGCCCUUGGAGCCACUACUGCAGGUUGACAACAGACACUUUGAUGGAAAGCACUUCAAUGACAUGAAGGUAGCUGAGCAGGUAACACAUGGAGUGCCAGGUAUACUCAAGUAUCUGCAUCACAAACUGCAGCAAAACAAGGAAGCACUUCUCCUGGUGGACCAACAGAGGAAAGUUCUUGAAGAAGAGCGGCAAAGUCUCAUAUGGUUGCAAGAGAAUGCUGCACAGAGUGCUCAAGCAGAAGGUUCAUCAUUUCAGGGGGAGAGUUCAGAGGAAGAAGACACUGCUACAGAUUCCUCAGCCUGAGGGGAUAUCUUUUCUAUAAACUCUUUACAAGCUUAAAUUUGACAUUCAUUUU